AUGGUCUUCUAUACUUUGCAAGUUGUUGUUGUAAAUGCCCGGUCGGCACUCUUAUCGAACUUUGAGGUCUUGAACCUCCUUCGCGAGCUAGAUGCGGAGCACAUCGCCCGCACAAAAACUGCCAUCCGCGUCAAAAAGGAAGGAGAGGCUACGGGAAAGAACCUGCAUGACACUCAGACUGAAGAGAUAAGCGAGAACCUUCGCACAGUCGAGCUGGAAGCUAUUCAAUAUCUAUCUGCGGACUACCAGCCAACCCUCCACCAAUCAGACACGGGCAUCACGCAACUUGUGCGUGGUCUUCAGUCGUUUGGAUUGUCCAAAUCAGAAAAGCUUCAGAUAGUCAACCUGGCUCCAACUGAGCCAGUCGAGCUCUAUGUUAUUGUCGAGGAACUCGAAGAUCGAUUAGGGGACCGAAUGAAUGACCUUCUUGUUGUAGUAUCCAAGUCAUUACAAGAAAGCGCCCCUGGACAUCCGAAUGGGACUACGGCCGUACCCGAAGACAAAGGGACGCUUGGUGAAGAUGCAGUGGAGGUCUACGAAGAGGCAGAUCAAGAGACUUGGGGAUAUGAUGCAAACGCGAUGGAGUUUGAUGAUAUGGGAGAGGGAGUAGGCGUCGAGGGCGACCUCGACAUUGAUGAUGAUUGA
Messenger RNA from Suillus subaureus, 645 nucleotides. Its product is annotated as RNA polymerase Rpb4-domain-containing protein. The transcript has 3 exons. Gene Ontology annotation, molecular function: nucleotide binding. The record is from RefSeq and is a predicted model, not a curated record. Gene Ontology annotation, biological process: transcription initiation at RNA polymerase III promoter. Gene Ontology annotation, cellular component: RNA polymerase III complex. The coding region runs from base 1 to 645 and encodes 214 amino acids. Lineage: Eukaryota; Fungi; Basidiomycota; Agaricomycetes; Boletales; Suillaceae.